This is a messenger RNA of Aspergillus affinis, 1518 nucleotides long. RefSeq names its product M28 family metallopeptidase. The coding region runs from base 1 to 1518 and encodes 505 amino acids. Gene Ontology annotation, biological process: proteolysis. Gene Ontology annotation, molecular function: metalloexopeptidase activity; aminopeptidase activity. The transcript has 2 exons. NCBI's taxonomy places the organism in Eukaryota, Fungi, Ascomycota, Eurotiomycetes, Eurotiales, Aspergillaceae. The record is from RefSeq and is a predicted model, not a curated record.
AUGAAGAUUGCUGUGUUGGCCUCGUUGGUCAGCUUGGCCUUGGCUAAGGGUCACCAUGGCAAGCCGCCUGUGUCUCCGAAAUCCUUCCCCGAUGAUAUCAAGCUGAAGGAUCUGCUGCGGGGAUCUAAGGUGCUGGAGGACUUCGCCUAUUCCUACCCCGAGCGCAACCGUGUCUUCGGCGGUGCCGCGCAUCAGGACACCGUGGACUGGCUGUACAAGGAGUUGAAGAAGACGGGAUACUACGAUGUCUGGAAGCAGCCACAGGUACACCUGUGGACCAGGGCCGACCAGAGUCUGACUGUGGACGGCGAGUCCAUUGAGGCCCAAACCAUGACCUACAGCCCCAGCGUCGACGUCAGCGCCGACUUGGCCAUCGUCUCCAACCAGGGCUGCUCGCCCUCUGACUACCCCAGCGACGUCGCGGGCAAGAUCGCCCUGGUGCAGCGAGGAGAGUGCACCUUCGGCGAGAAGUCGGUCUAUGCCGCCGCCGCCGAUGCUGCUGCCACCAUCGUCUACAACAACGUCGCAGGCACCGUGGCCGGCACUCUGGGCGCCCCUACCAGCGAGCUGGGCCCCUACUCCGCCAUUGUUGGCGUCACCAAGGCCGAUGGCGAAACCCUGCUUGAUCUGGCCAAAGCCGGAGCCGUGACGGUCGACCUUGUGGUGGACAGCCAGCAGGAGAACCGCACGACGUACAAUGUUAUCGCGCAGACCAAGGGCGGCGAUCCCAACAAUGUCAUCUCUCUCGGAGGCCACACCGACUCUGUCGAAGCCGGUCCCGGUAUCAACGACGAUGGCUCCGGCAUCAUCAGCAACCUGGUCGUGGCCAAGGCGCUGACCAAAUACUCGACCAAGCACGCGGUGCGCUUCUUCUUCUGGACCGCCGAGGAAUUCGGCCUGCUGGGCAGCGAGUUCUACGUCAACAGCCUCAACGCCACCGAGCUGGCCAAGCUGCGUCUCUACCUGAAUUUCGACAUGAUCGCCUCCCCCAACUACGCCCUGCUCAUCUACGACGGCGACGGUUCCGCCUACAACCAGUCCGGUCCCGCCGGGUCCGCCCAGAUCGAGUACCUCUUCGAGGAUUACUACAAGUCCAAGGGUCUGGCCUACUUCCCCACCCAGUUUGACGGUCGCUCCGACUAUGAAGCGUUCAUCCUCAGCGGCAUCCCUGCCGGUGGCGUCUUCACUGGUGCCGAGGGCGUCAAGACCGAAGAGCAGGCCAAGCUGUACGGCGGCCAGGCGGGCAUCGCCUACGACGAGAACUACCACGCCAAGGGCGACAACUUCACGAACCUUAACCAAGAGGCUUUCCUGUUGAACUCCAAGGCCACCGCCUUCGCCGUGGCCACCUACGCCAACGACCUGUCCACCAUCCCUAAGCCCAACACGACCUUCUCCGUCUUCCAGCGUUCCUCCGAGCGGAAGCGUCGCAAUGCCAUCCGUCGCCAGAACCCUCGGGCUUUGUCGCACUCGCAUAAACACGGCACUGGAUGCUUCCAUUCUCUGGUGGAGGCGUAA